UAAUACACAUAUCACAUUCCAAAACAUUACAAAUCACGAUUUCUCGUUUUAAUUAAGAAAAUAUUAUCGUUAUUUAGUUCUUAAAAUUAGGAAACGUAUAUAUCACGAAAUUCACUACUAUUUCGUUUAGUUAAGUUUUUCACAUUCGUUGCAUCGUAGAAUGAGGUGACAUUUGUUAUCACGGUUUCUGUGGUCAAUUCGUCAUCGUCUUCGUCGUCAUCGUCAUCUGAUCUGGGAUGGAGUCCUAUGUGAUAAGCGGUCUCGAAAUAGUGAUCGGUUACUUGAUCCUUUGCUACUUCUUGUUUAGCCGCUUAUUGCCCUCCGCCCUGGCCUGGAUGGUUCAGUACAAGUAUAGCUGUACGGUGACAAUUGGACGAAUCGGUCUUCCCUAUUUCGCCCUGCAUAACGUCAGACUGCGCAAAAAUGACUUUUCUGUGAUUAUUGGCCGUGUCGGAUUUACGAGCAGUCUGGUCAACAGUGAUGCCCCCAAGUUACUCUCUGUUAUUAUCACGACUCUCAAAAUUACACGGUUACCGAACAGUGGGGGUGGAAAUACUGCAAAUCGGUCUAGUUCUAGUGCCAGACAAAAACUGAAAGCUCCUUCCAUCGUGUCAAAUUUGGUUCAGUUUUUGGGAAUCCACAUUAACGAAUUACACGUCUGGGGAUGGGAAGCCGUCGACCUCAAGAAGGGCAUCCACGCCAAUAUUCGCGCACAAAAUGUGUCCAUCGAUGGCUGCACGACCGUCGGAGGAGCGAACAUUUGUGCUUGCGUGGUCCUAAACUUGGGCACGGUGGAGGCUCGAAUAAGCGAAAAUUGGUUGCCAACCACAGAAGAUUUAAACGACCCGUCAGAGAGUACAUAUUUCAACGGAAAAUCUGGUGUCACCCUGUUGGAAUCCUGUUUCGAUUUCAGGCUUAGUUUACUAUUUGGACCGAGAAAUUCGGACGAGUUUAUCGACAAUUUCACCAUCGAUGUGGAAAAGCUUUCCAUCGCGUGGGAGCUAAAGGAAAAGUCGAUCAGUUUAUUCAAGUCAUUUAAACAAACACACACCACUCAACCUGUGGCUCGAAACGAUAAGAAUUUUAUUGAAUGGAUCGAAGAAAUGGUUUUUACGCAAUGUGUGCCAAAAGAAAUCAAGUUUCGUAUUUAUGAAACCGAGUGCCGAAUUUCUGAUGUCAACACGGACACCAACUUCGAAUCUCGCGUGUCCGGUUUAUCUUUCACGUCGAGAUGCGUCGUGUGUGCGAUUGACGGCGUGGACAGUGUCGUUUUCGAGUCACAGUUUGAUCUCGGGCUCAUCCGAAUUGAACCAGAUCCUUAUCAGAGUUUUUGUGUGGACCAGUUCUCAAAUUAUAUAAAUUUUUCACUGGACUCUCUAAAUGUCGACUUGGACGUUACAAAUUUAAGCUGUCGCUCGUUCGAGAAAUGUUUACAGUUUGCAAAGACUAAGUUUAAAUCAAAAUCUGUGAUGAAAACGCAAUUUCCUCGCAGCCCUUUUCGAAUCAAGGAAGUCUUAAAAUCUAUCCGUGUCGAGUUUGAAAACACGGACCUUGACAUGCAGUGGGAGGAGAAGUGGGGCACGCUCUCUAACGCCUACAUCGAAGCGGAGUGCAAAGACAUUGGCCGUUUCUUGGACGAGGAUACGUGUCGAUUAGAAGUCAUCAUGAAGAAGUUGAAUUCUUCUCUGACUUGUGGGGAGGAAGUGCAUCGUCCCAUCUCAUUCGACUUGCUGGGCAUCCAUCUACAUCAGGAAUAUCUCGGCGCAAGACUUUCGGGCAGUCGGAUCCAAUGGAUUCCUCCCGUCGAGAAUGAAGUGCUAAACUUUCUCUGUUCAAUGAUCCCGACGAGGAAACAUUCCAAAAAACCAGGAAAAAGAAGAUCUAUCUUCAGCUGCAUAAAGGGAGUAAAUUUGGAAGUUUUGGACUCCAAAGUGGUCUACGUAGCGGAGAAUGAUCUCUGCUUUAACAUGGACUUGGACGCAUUGUACGCGAGCAACAAUAAAAUUGAUACAACCUUCAAUCUCGAAGGAUUUGAAGUCUUUUCCUCCUCAAAUUUUAGUGAUUGUACGUUAAAUCCACUCGUGAUGAUUCCACAAUGCGAUUUCUCUUCUAAAUCUGACACUACGACAACCCUAACCAGUGAACGAUUCGAAUUUUCGUUCGCGUCGGAUACAAUUUUAUACUGGAGUCCACUCCUGCAUAUGCAAAUGACUCAAUUCUAUAGGAAAAUGCAACACAUACGUGGCGUUUUAUUCUUCGAGAGAGAUUCCCAAGAAACGGAAGCGAAUCCUCCCAAAGCAAAAAUUAUUUGCCUCAAGUUCAUGAAAACUUUUACAAUUAUCGGAAAGUUAGCAAAGGUUCAUGCCGUGGAAAUAAUUGCGGAUAAUUUUAACGUUGAACGCGGCCCGGACAUGUUUGACUCUAGGCUGAAACGGCUUCGGGUCAAAUUCGAUGGGGUUUCUAUUAUGCGCUGGGAUGAGUUUAUCCUCUGCAAGGGAACUUCGUAUCAAGAGUUAACCAAAGGAUAUCGAAAGUCGGCAGAGUUAGAACAAAAGAGAAAUAUUGCAUGGUACGUUGACAUUUUGAAAUUGAGUUUCACCUUCCCGUAUGGCUACAACUUUGCUGCCGCAUUCAACGAAGAAUUUGUCUCGUGUUUCAAAUGGAUUAAAAGGUUGCACUUGAAACCAACCUCGAACGAGGCCAAUUCCAUCGUGUGGUCCGAUUUUGUCAUGAAGAUCCAAGCCGUCCGCAUCGAAGUGGGCGACGAUCCAUUUGAAGUGAAACUUCGCGACAACUACGAGCUCUUGGAGGACGAAUAUUUCGAAAGCUUGAAACGAUUCCAAGUCCUCGACAGUAAGAUUAACCAGCUGUACAAGACGAACUUGCUGAUGUCGUCGUCGAAAAUAGACGAACUUAGGAAUCAGUUGAAGGAGAAGAAUUCAUUAAUCUAUAUUCAGCGGUCAAAGAAGUUGUACGAAAAUCACCCGAUGCGUACACAUCUUCUCCUCUGGGAGCUGGGCGACGUCCAAGUAAUCGCGAUGGCCGAUACCUCCACGACUGGAAAAGAGAACAUCACCGCAGUUUUACAAGAGCUUGACUCCGACAGCCCCUGGCCUUCGGAGGGGCUCGAAUUUAGCACUCUGUGGUGCCGUUCGGUCCGAUUUGACGUAUCAAAAUGGCGCGUCCAACUCCGCGACUUUCCUCAACCACUGAUGGACUCGAGACACAUCCAUUUCUGGGGGAAAAUUGCUGCUGCGGAAGUUCAAGCGACGAAGAGAAGCAAACGGACGUGCGAAAUAGAGAUCGGCGGUCCGUUCGGGUCCGACUACUUGGAACGGAAUCUUAACGGGAUGAAGUGGUAUUAUGAUCUCAAUUGCGACAUUGAGUGUUGGAGUGUAGCCUUCGGCCCCUGCUGGGAACCCGUUCUCGCCCAGUGCAACCUCGCGUUUGAAAACAUCUUCCCCCCGUCCCGCGAUCCCAGCAAACCGCUCCCGUUUUGGGACAAGAUCCGCCUCAAUUUCCACGGCAGGUUGUACACCGCUGUGAAAACGUUGACACAUUUGCUACACGCGUCCCUCAACCCGUACAAUACUACGGAAGAAAUGGAGGUGACUUGGACGGAUGCCGCUGUGGCUUGGACGAAUGGAAAAAUUAUCUUUGAAGGCGAUCUCAACAUUUACGUCAAAACAGCCUCAAAGUACGACGAUUGUCGAAUGCUGCAUCUUCCCAGCGUCCGCCUAACUUUCAAGUUGAACUGGGUGUGUCUCGGGGAUGCGAGUGAUCAUCACGCCGUGACACCUUGUGCUCCAGACAAAUUGCCGGAAUAUUCGAGCAAUCAAGAACACGACUCAUUUCGUGCUUUCCGGUCUGAAAAUCUGAACAUGAGCAUCAGCUUGGAGGCGCGCGCUGGAAAAACGGCGAACCAAAGUUGUCCCACUGCUGUCCUUUACGGCUCUACGCUCAGGUGGUUUGAAAACUUAAAGUUCAUCUUGUCCGGCACUACUCGUCCGACCAAGCGUGGCGCCGUGUUUGCCAACAUUCGUCCCAAGAAAAUCCCGAUUAGUCGUCACUACCGCAAAGUCCGCCUCUCCGUCUCCCUCCAUCGUUUCCACGUCUGCUACUGGGUCUCCUUCUCCAUGCAGAGUGGAGUGGAACUGUUCAGCGGAAAGUUGUCGAGCAGUUCUGAACACUUGUUACACCUCCAGCCCAUAAAUGACGGCUUGAUCCACCGGCCAAAGGCGGAGUGGAGCGUUCUCUACGUCAACAGUGAGCUGAACGAGACUGAAAUCUGGUUGCAGUCCUCCAUCCAACAGGAGACGAUGAACGAGGCGAACUUUAGGAAACCGAUCGAGAAAUUUUUCUUCAUGAGCAUCGACAAGUUAUCCUACGGGAGAGAGGCUCUCUUGGCACCUUCGACGAACGACGGGACGGAAACGAGCAAAAGUGAGACGCCGCAACAUCGCCUCGUCGUGCACGAAUUGAAAGGAGCCUGGACGAGUAGCAACAGGGACGUGGCAUUCGCCCUGAUGGAAUCCUUCGUCAAAGUCCAGCAACUGAAAAAGAACUUGUCUACCGAUGCCUUGAAAAGUUUCUUUAGCAAGCACGACGCUCCGACGGGAAGUCCGAUAAAGUCGAAAUCCAACGACGCCAAGAAAGUUCGUGUCGGAGACGUCACCUCGCCGACAGGCGCAGUUCCAAACCAACGUCCCUCGCUCGGUGCCUCGCCACUGAUUCAAGGCCAAAAUGCUGGAGCCGCACUUUUACAAAAAUUAAUCUCGGAAGCGGAAAGUCGAGGGGUUGUGUUUUCCGAAGACUUAACUGCUCCACCACCGCAACAGAGUUUGCACGGAGUAGCGCAAAGCUCACUGGACGAUGUCAUUCUGCAUAAAUGGCUCAUCGAACUCGUCAACUGCCAAGUUCUCCUGAAAGGUUGUGAGACAAGCGGGUACGUCAUUCUCAGCGCAGCGAAUGCUCACAUCCUCCAACGGGAACAUAAACCUGUCUGGAAACAUGGGACAAUCGUUUCCAAAACAACUUGGGUCGGUGCAUUGGAAGGAAUGCAAUAUUACGCUACCGUCUGUGCUGGAAGUACGGAUUCUGUCGAUGAAAAUAUUCAAUGGUUGUCGGUCGAAAAUAUUGAGGAGCGCGACUCUGCCGCCGCGAUAUCCAACAUUCCCGACAUGGUGGGGAGUGGACAAAGUGUGGGUGGCGUUGUGAGCGAGACGGUUGGCGCUUCCUCGGACGAGCUCGAAGUUCCGGUUCAACUCCAACGGAUCGUUUCGCGUUGCAAGUGCGAAUUCUUUUACACGACAUAUGGCGAGACGGGGGUGGAUAAGAUACCCUCCGGAAUUCCAGACAUCCCUCCAGCACCGAAGGAUUUAGAAUUAUGGGAUGAAAUUAACAAGCCCGUCGAAGCAUUCACCCUCAUGCAUUAUGAGCUCAAUGUGUUCACCAACUCUCUUCAGUAUGCCAUGAUAAUGGACAUUGUUAACAAUUUGGUCCUUUACGUCGAUCCGAAGCGGAAGGAAAAUUUCGAAAAGCUUCAAAGAUUACGGUUUAAGUUACAACUUCAAAGCACGGAAGCUCAACGGCGCCCGAUUCAACAGUUGCAGAAUCAUUUGCGCGCAUUGGUGAACCAACUGAGAAGGUUGGAGAAGGAAACUUAUCUCGUGACGAAGGAGUUGCAAGAGGAUCCGGAGAGUGAAAGUUUAAACACGGAACUUCAGUCUUUGGAGCAGCAAGUGAACGAAUCUAAGGAACAAAUUGCCACGAAAGGGGAAGAGUUGCACAUGAUGAUUUUGUGUUAUAAAGAAGCCAAACUAGCCGCGACUCAGCGCCUAUUUCGAAAGCGUGACAAUAAGGACGUCUACCUCGUCCGAGUGUAUGAAAUUUGUUUCAAACAUGCCCAAUGGAGACUGACACAGACUGAUGGCCAGCUUGGAAUUGCGGAUCUCGUCUUAAGCAAUUUUUUGUAUACGAAAACUGACAAGAGUGACGACUCGACGGAACAUUUAUGUGAACUGGGUUACAUCACUGUCACCAACUUACUGCCGAACCAAAUGUACAAAGAGGUUCUUGUCCCUUCCCACAUUCACGCUAGUAUGCCGGUGGACCGACAACGAACUCUGCGCGUAUUUUGUCGCGACCGACCCCCCGUGGGUGGCAUCGCGGUGAAGGAACACUUUGAAAUCAACAUUGCUCCCAUAACGAUUGGAAUGACUUACCAAUUUUUCAAGACACUCUUCAAGUUUUGCUUCCCUGAAAAAGAUCCAGAAAAGUUGGAUGACGUUGAGCUGAGUGGAGACAUGGACACGGCCUCCCUCGGAUGCGGGACUCUGAGCGAGAAGGAUCCCACGUCUUCCAUGUCCUCCUCAUCCACCAGCCUUUCCACCAUCUCCACGCCCAAGGAGAAGAGCAAGAAGAACAAAAUUAAGCGAAAAGAGUCCAAGUUUUAUGUGGCUAUGAACAAUGAGAAGGACGACGUGGAGAAGAUGAAGGAACGGGCGGAGAAGAACAUGCUAUUCAUCUGCGUCAAAGUGCCCGAAGUCCCCGUCCGGGUGAGCUACAAGGGGGAGAAGGACAAGAAUAUCGAGGAUGUCCAAGACGUCCAUGUUCUCAUACCGACCUUGGAAUACAACAACAUCACUUGGACGUGGCUCGACUUUCUCCUCGCGAUAAGAAACCAUAGCAGAAGAGUUCUGCUCUCACAGGCCAUUAAGCAAAAACUGUGGAGGAAGAAUAUAAUUUCAUCUGACGCAAAUGCUAGUCCACAGGAGGAAGACAAGGCGAAAAUGUUGCUGGGUGCAAAUGUGGGAGACACGAAAAGUUUGAUGAAGUCGUUCUUCGGUCCGAAUAAGAAGUGAAUUACUAACAAGUCAAAAUUUGUAAUAAUACCAAGCUAGUUGUGAUGCUUUACUCUACUAAAUACUACUAGUACCUAUAAUACAAUAUGUAACAAGUAAAAAAAGAGUGAUUAUUUUUUAUUCUGUAUAACAAUCAAAUUUAAUCGCAGAUAGAUACAGACAUAUGUUUUAAUUAAUACCGCAAUAGUAUUUAUUCAAACAAAAAAGACUAGGAAAAAAACAAA
Molecule: messenger RNA, 7087 nt
Organism: Folsomia candida
Lineage: Eukaryota; Metazoa; Arthropoda; Collembola; Entomobryomorpha; Isotomidae
Gene: hob
Product: protein KIAA0100
Exons: 23
Coding region: 237-6863 (2208 amino acids)
Source: RefSeq, a predicted model, not a curated record